Didymodactylos carnosus is the source of this 3231-nucleotide messenger RNA. NCBI's taxonomy places the organism in Eukaryota, Metazoa, Rotifera, Eurotatoria, Philodinida, Philodinidae. The record is from the annotation of a GenBank genome assembly.
AUGCAUCGUUGGUCAUCGGUGGACGAUGUUCGAUUUGUAAAAAAAAAAUCACCACCACUACCACCAUCAUCGUUCAAUUCUAUUAUUAGUAAUAAUCAUCGUCAAAAUUCUGCCGUUUAUAUCAACGUACCUAUACCAUUUUAUUUAAAUAAAGAUAAUGAUCAUCAUGAUAAUUUUAUUAGUAGCCGUAGUGGUGAUAAUAGAAGAAUAUCAUUUAAUAAUGAUGAUGGUGAUCAAUAUUCUGCGUCUACUCAUGCGCAGAAUGACAAGUCGUCGUCAUCAUAUGACUAUUAUGUUACAACAUUACCGACUAAAACGAAUACGAUUGUUGUUCAAUUACCGUCAUAUGCGACCACCUAUACAUUUUCGUUAAAUCAACCAUUACGUUCAUUACAAUCAUUAACAUCACUGACAUCGAUAGAAUCAUCGUUGUCGAUAAACGAUAAAAAGCUUAACGACACUAUUGAAGAAUCUUCAUCAUCAUCACUAAACAAUAUCACAGAUAAUGAUGGUGGUGAUACAACAAAAAUUUGUUCUUAUAAAUCAGCUCUACAUUUAUCACAACAACGCCUAACCAAUAUCGUCAAUUCAUUUAAAAAAGGAUCGACUUCGAAUAUGUCAUCCACCACGAACAAAUUUCAAAAACUAACUAAUACACGAAAUGCAUCAUUAAGAUGUUGUUCAACAUCAUCAACAUCAUCAACGGAGAAUGGGGGAAAUUGUAUUUCUCCGUGUUCACCGACGAAUGGCACUAGUUGUAAUGGACGAACUAAUCAUUUCUCACAUAAAAAUAGCGUUUUUUCGAAGUUAUGGGAACGUCGAAAUGAUAUGCCGCAAAAGAAACCGUCAACGCCAGUACCUUCAAUAACUUCAAUGUCAUUUAAUUUUCCAAACAAUGGUCCAAUUGUCAUUGUUGAAAAAUCAAAUAGUCAGAUAAAGAAAUCAUCACCAAUUAUUGUCUAUGAGCGUAUUUCAUCUGAAAAUAAUUCAACUACAUUUCGUACAAAUCACGAUAGGAACGAGAAAAACCUAAAACAUCCUAAGAAUAAGAAUAUUUAUCGUACAGAAUUAGUACCAAAAUCUUUUACACCGGUGAACUUAAAUAAAACUUCAAUAAUCUCGCCAAAAACAUUUACAAAAGCAGUGGAUCAAUCUAAGUGUUUUCCACUCACUGACGAUGAUUCGGCCAUACAAUUGUCAUUAACAAUCACUCAUGCAACAUCUGAAGAUAGUUUGCUAGCUGGUAGUGAAAAUACUUUAUCAAUUCUAUCACGUUCAAGUACAACAGCAACAACAAGUGAUUCAUCGAACAGCGAUAAUCAAGAUACAUCAUCAUCAAUGGGUUCAUAUGAAUCGAAAAACAUUUUCAAAUCAUAUAGUCCUACAAAAAGUCCGUCAUUUGCACGUCCAACUAUAUCAUCAAUGCAAAAAACGCGUGAUACAACAGAUCAACAUUUAUCAUUUACUAAACCAGAUGAGAUCAUACCUAGUGCUCCAUUGACAUUUCAUCGACGAAAAAGUUUAGAUAAUAUAUCCGUCAUAAACACACUGCCUUCACUACCAUCUCCUGUAACUCUAAAACCAUCGGCAACAUUUCAACGACAAACUCUUGGACGGGGAUCAUUACGUGUAUCUUCAACAUCAUCGAAACCACGUGAAUCUAUCAUAGCAAAAAGUCCAAUUAUCAAAUCGCCAAAAAAAGAAUUAGUAUACUCAGAAUUUAAAAAAAUAUCCGACAUUAAAGCAGUAUCAUGCGAUAAUCUAUCGAAAGAAACAAAAAUGCCAUUCAAUGAGCCUCGAAAUGAACAGCAGUCUCGUCGAACAAAGUUAUGGACUGUUGAUGAAGAUAAUCUUGAUGAAAAUGUUCUUACGCCUACUUCUAAAGCAGUACCAAUCAUUGAACCAAUAGUUGUACAUACUAAUAGUGAUAAUGAUGAUAACCGUUUGUCAUCACUAUCAACAAUGACCAUGAGUUCAAGUAAUAUAGAAGGAAAAAAGGUGGUAAUGUCACCAUCAAUGAAUAAUAGUAUUAAGCCUGCGAAAGGAAGAUUUAUGUCUGAAGUUAAUUUAUUCGAUCAAUAUCGUCGUUUUUUAUCCGAUGAUGCAAUUCGUUCCGAUUCAACAUUAUUUGAUACAAAUAAGCCAUUAAAAUAUAAACAAGACUCAUUAAUGAGAUUAUAUGGCUUUAGUAAACCCGAUGCCGAACGUAUAAUGCAGCCAUCUGAAGUUGUCUUAGAAGAUGAUGUAGAUCCACCAUUUUUACCACGAAAUGUAGCCAUUAAAAAAACAAAAUGGGUCACUGAUGAAUAUGAUUUAUUAGAAUUUCUUGGAAGAGGUAAAUUUGGUGAAGUUAAAAAAUGUCGUGAAAAAUUAACAGAUAGACAAUUGGCAGCAAAAUUCAUACAAAUAUCAAAAGAACAAGAUCGUAUUGAAGCUAUUAAUGAAAUUGAUAUUAUGAAAGCAUUACAACAUCCAAGAUUAUUACAAUUGUAUGAUGCAUAUGAAAAGAAGGGAGAAAUUUGUCUUAUUAUGGAAUUAAUUACUGGUGGAGAAUUAUUUGAACGUGUUAUUGAUGAUGAUUUUAUUUUAACUGAAAGAUUAUGUGAAUUGUAUAUGAUGCAAAUAUGUGAAGGUGUACAAUUUAUGCAUUUAUCAAAUAUUAUUCAUCUCGAUAUGAAACCUGAAAAUAUAUUAUGUUUAAAUCGUGAUGGUCAUCGAAUAAAAAUAAUUGAUUUUGGUUUAGCACGAAAAUAUGAUCCAACAAAACAAUUAAAAGUUCUAUUUGGUACACCAGAAUUUGUUGCACCAGAAGUUAUUAAUUUUGAUCGAGUCGGAUAUGGAACAGAUAUGUGGUCUGUUGGUGUCAUUUGUUAUGUAUUAUUAUCCGGUUUAAGUCCAUUUAUGGGCGAUAAUGAUAAUGAUACGUAUGCAAAUAUUAAUCGAGCAAAUUAUGAUUUUGAUGAUGAAGCAUUUUCAGAUAUAUCAAUGGAUGCAAAAGAUUUUAUUUCAAAACUUUUAGUCAAAGAUAAAGAUAAACGAUUGGCAGCUAAACAUUGUCUUCAACAUCCAUGGUUAACACGACAUCCAAAAACUGUUUCACCAAAAAAUAUUGAUGAUGAAACGGAAAAAAAAUUAUCAACAAAAAAAUUAAGACGUUUUGUUAUUAGACGACGCUGGCAGAAAGCUGUUAACGCUCUAUUGGCAUUACAACGUAUGGGUAUGACAUUGUGA